Messenger RNA from Oryctolagus cuniculus (rabbit), 6219 nucleotides. The record is from RefSeq and is a predicted model, not a curated record. NCBI's taxonomy places the organism in Eukaryota, Metazoa, Chordata, Mammalia, Lagomorpha, Leporidae.
GCGGAGCUCGGGCCCAUGGUGCGCCCGUGUCCGUCGGUCGGGCCGCGCGGGCGGCUCCGCGCGUGGCCCGGCGCUCGCGACCUCGCCCCUUCGCUGCGGGCCCGGCCCGCCCGCUGCCGCCGCCUCCUCCCCCGGGGCGGCGCGGCGCCGGCGGGCGGCGGCGCGGAGGCCGGACCGGGCGGCGGCCCAGGCGGCGCGGGGGGCGCGGCGGCCAAGGCGGGCUGCGCCGCCGACAUGACGGACAACAUCCCGCUGCAGCCGGUGCGCCAGAAGAAGCGGAUGGACAGCAGGCCCCGCGCCGGGUGCUGUGAGUGGCUGAGAUGCUGCGGCAGAGGGGACCCCAGGCCCCGCACGGUCUGGUUGGGGCACCCCGAGAAGAGGGACCAGAGGUAUCCUCGAAAUGUUAUCAACAACCAGAAGUACAAUUUCUUCACCUUUCUUCCUGGGGUGCUGUUCAACCAGUUCAAGUACUUCUUCAACCUCUACUUCUUACUUCUCGCCUGUUCCCAGUUUGUUCCUGAGAUGCGGCUCGGCGCGCUCUACACCUACUGGGUUCCCCUGGGCUUCGUGCUGGCUGUCACCGUCAUCCGGGAAGCGGUGGAGGAGAUCCGAUGCUACGUGCGGGACAAGGAAGUCAACUCCCAGGUCUACAGCCGGCUCACAGCGAGAGGCACCGUGAAGGUGAAGAGCUCCAGCAUCCAGGUGGGGGAUCUCAUCAUCGUGGAGAAGAACCAGCGGGUCCCUGCUGACAUGAUCUUCCUGAGGACGUCCGAAAAAAACGGGUCUUGCUUCUUGCGGACUGACCAGCUGGACGGAGAGACGGACUGGAAGCUGCGGCUCCCCGUGGCCGGCACGCAGAGGCUCCCCACUGCCGCCGACCUUCUUCAGGUCCGAUCGUACGUGUAUGCGGAGGAGCCAAACAUUGACAUUCACCACUUUGUGGGGACGUUCACCAGGGAGGACAGCGACCCUCCGGUCAGCGAGAGCCUGGGCAUCGAGAACACACUGUGGGCCGGCACCGUGGUGGCGUCAGGCACCGUGGUGGGCGUGGUCCUCUACACCGGCCGGGAGCUUCGCAGCGUGAUGAACACGUCAAACCCCCGGAGCAAGGUGGCCCUGGUACAGUGGACAGAAAGCGUGGGCUUAACCCUGGUGGGCCGAGACCAGUCGUCCAUGCAGCUGAGGACCCCUGGCGACCAGAUCCUGAACUUCACCAUCCUGCAGCUCUUCCCGUUCACCUACGAGAGCAAGCGCAUGGGCAUCAUCGUGAGGGACGAGUCCACGGGAGAGAUCACGUUUUACAUGAAGGGGGCCGACGUGGUCAUGGCGGGCAUCGUGCAGUACAACGACUGGCUGGACGAAGAGUGCGGCAACAUGGCCCGGGAAGGGCUGCGGGUGCUGGUGGUGGCCAAGAAGUGUCUAGCGGAGGAGCAGUACCAGGACUUCGAGGCCCGCUACGUCCAGGCCAAGCUGAGUGUGCACGACCGCUCGCUCAAAGUGGCCACCGUGAUCGAGAGCCUGGAGAUGGAGAUGGAGCUGCUCUGCCUGACCGGCGUGGAGGACCAGCUGCAGGCCGACGUGCGGCCCACCCUGGAGACCCUGAGGAAUGCCGGCAUCAAGGUUUGGAUGCUGACUGGCGACAAGCUGGAGACGGCCACGUGUACGGCCAAGAACGCCCACCUGGUGACCAGAAACCAGGAUAUCCACGUGUUCCGGCUGGUGAGCAACCGCGGAGAGGCCCACCUGGAGCUGAACGCCUUCCGUAGGAAGCAUGACUGUGCUCUCGUCAUCUCGGGAGACUCCUUGGAGGUGUGUCUCAAGUACUAUGAGUACGAGUUCAUGGAGCUGGCCUGCCAGUGCCCGGCCGUGGUCUGCUGCCGCUGCGCCCCCACCCAGAAGGCCCAGAUCGUGCGCCUGCUGCAGGAACGCACCGGGAAGCUCACCUGUGCAGUAGGUGAUGGGGGCAAUGACGUCAGCAUGAUUCAGGAGUCCGACUGCGGCGUGGGCGUGGAAGGCAAGGAAGGAAAACAGGCUUCGCUGGCUGCAGACUUCUCCAUCACUCAGUUCAGGCACCUUGGCCGCUUACUCAUGGUGCACGGCCGGAACAGCUACAAGCGCUCAGCUGCCCUCAGCCAGUUCGUGAUCCACAGAAGCCUUUGUAUCAGCACCAUGCAGGCCGUCUUCUCCUCCGUGUUCUACUUCGCCUCCGUCCCCCUCUACCAAGGAUUCCUCAUCAUCGGGGGCGGCCGCUGUCUUACAAGACUUUCUUAAUCUGGGUUCUGAUCAGCAUCUAUCAAGGGAGCACCAUCAUGUAUGGGGCGCUGUUGCUGUUCGAGUCGGAGUUCGUGCACAUCGUGGCCAUCUCCUUCACCUCGCUCAUCCUCACCGAGCUGCUCAUGGUGGCGCUCACCAUCCAGACCUGGCACUGGCUCAUGACGGUGGCCGAGCUGCUCAGCCUGGCCUGCUACAUCGCCUCCCUCGUGUUCCUCCAUGAGUUCAUCGACGUGUACUUCAUCGCCACGCUGUCAUUCCUGUGGAAGGUGUCGGUCAUCACGCUGGUCAGCUGUCUGCCGCUCUACGUGCUCAAGUACCUGCGAAGGCGCUUCUCCCCGCCCAGCUACUCGAAGCUCACGUCCUAGGCCGUGCGCCGGCCGAGGGGCCCCGGGCUCUGCGCUUUCCUGACGGCCUGAGUGCGAGUUCCAUCUCUGUUAACCACCAUUGUGGAUUCUGCAGUAACUGCUGACACGUGCGGUUCUUGGUGUGCCGAGGCUCUGCCCGACGGGGGCCUGGCACCGCCCAGACGGAGGGAGGUUCCAAAGAGGGCCCCCGCAUCCCGGUCCCGAGGCGAGCGAAUGUGAAUGGGCCACCGCAGGGGCUCAGCUGAGACCGAGGUGGUCCCUGUGCAGGCUUCGUUAUGACUUGAAUUUCGUCAUCGUGUGAUCAAAGUUUCUGUCUAGUUGGAGGUUGUAGAAAGCUUGUGUUCUGAUUUUUUUUUAAACAGCCUAAUGUGUAGGUAUUCUUUUAAGUUUUUCUCUUAAAAAGUGGUGUCUGAAAAAUAGAAAGCUCUUGGCAUAGGUUUGGGGAGAAACAAAAACAGUGCGGCCUGGUGCGAAGCGACGCGCACAGCCGUGUCCGCGUGGAGAGGCCGAGCGGCCGCCCGGGGCAGCCUCCCGCCCCACAGCCGCGCGCGUUCCCGGGAGCUCGACAAGUGGAGCAGAGGGGCGGGAGCCCCAGCCGGCCUCGCAGCCAGCAGCACUUCCCUGCCACCUCGUAAAAGGACCUCCGAGGCGUGACGGUGCUUUGCUGGGACAAGGACAGAGCCAGUGGCUCUCCGAGGACAGCCCCGACGUCUUCGGCAGGAAACGGGCACUGAGCGCCCCGAAAUGUGUCGACAGCGCGAUAAGAGACUCGGCUAAUUCUUUAGACAACGCGGCAGAUGUGACUCAGAUCCGCUGAGCGCGAGGCGGAAAGGUCAGGGGGCGGGGGCUCCUCCUGCACCGAAAUCUGUUUCCUGUUAGGGGGAUUAUUGAGGGUGGACGGACAGAGGCGGAGGCGUCUUGCCCUGCUGCCACUCACGGUGAAAGCAAGGAGCCCGGGGCGGAGGGCCCAGGCUGCAGCCGCGGGCCCCGCAUCUCUUCCACUGCCUGCGGCUUUCAGGGGAACUCGCCGAAAGGCAGCCGGUGGCCGGGUGGCCUGCAUGCGUGCGUGUGUGUUUUCUGUAGCUGCAGCUGCUGCUGUCAGAGGGAGGGAGUUUGCAAGCACUGGACGUGGCAGGGCGAGGCAUGCUUGGGCUUUCUUGCCGACGCCACGUGUGCACGCCGUGGAGGGUUCAGUCGCUGGGUCUUAAGGGCUGAGUGCGGCCGAUGUCUCGGACGUGCGGUUAAUGCCGUAUGAAUGCGUCACCUUCAGGUCCGGACGCUGAGACUCGCUCCUGGAGAGCACCUUGCUUUUGGAACGCUCCCGGUAUGCUCUCGGGUUUUGCGUUGCCCUGUUAAAAUCCUCCCAAAGUAACAGCAGGUGGCAGGUGCCGCGAAAUCGGCUAUGGAUAACAUAUCCACAAGUGGUCUUUGAAAAGUUCGUGGAAAAUGCCCAUUUUGAAAUUUCUUUGCACCAAAAUAAACUUCUAAGUCUGUUUUUCCAUGAACCUUUUGAAGGCCCUGGUGUUGUAAGAUUCUGCCGUCACGGAGCGUUCUCCCUGAUUCGGCCUGAGCGGCUGGUGGCUUAGGAAUGGGGUCUUUGUCCAGAGCUGCAGAGAGGGUGAGCGAUUCUGCCUCCUUCCCUGAGCGCUCCUAAGUGGGUUGUUUCAAAGGCAGCAGAGAGCGCCGUGCUCAGUGUUUUCUGUGUCCUUGGAGGUCAGCCCGUGAAAGAGCCGUUCUGCUCUGAAUUAGCCAGCCCUGAGCCUGGCGCUGGCACCGACGCAGGAGGGUCAUGGGGGAUGCUCGGCGGAGACUUACAGGUGUUUCCAGCAGAUCACAGGGGUCUUUAGAAAGUUCAUGGGAAAAAAGCACAUUGUGAAAAGUCCAUGCAUGGAUUUUAAAACUUGUUUUUGCGCCAAAGUAAAUUUGAAUGCCGUGUGGCCAUGAACUUGAAGUAGCCGUGUCCCAGGCCCAGGCGAGCGAGCCGUCAUCUUCUGUGGCGUCAGCUCUUCUCCAACAUUUCUUCACUUCCUUCACUGCUGAACAUUUCGGAUGUACUGAUGAUACUUUUUUUUUUUUUUAAGAUUUAUUCAUUUAUUUAUUUGAAAGGCAGAGUGUCAGAGAGAGGGAGGGAGAGAGAGAGGUCUUCCUCUGCUGGGUCACUCCCCAAAUGGCCACAGCAGCCAGGGCUGGGCCAGGCUGAAGCCAGGGGCUUCUUCCAGGCCUCCUCCUGGGGACCAGAGCCCUCUAGGGCUGUCUAGAACUCAGCCCAUCCUCCGCUGCUUUCCCAGGCGCAUGAGCAGGGAGCUGGAUCGGAAACAGAGCAACUGGGACUCCAACGGACACUGCAGUGUGGGACGCUGGCGUCAGAAGCAGUGGCUUAACUCACUGUGCCCUGAUGUGUUUUUCCGUUGUGUGCUCACUGGAAAUCGACACGUUAGUGCCUGUUGUUUUUUUCUGCAGACUUUUGUCUUGAUACUUGUUUUUGUGGGGUGCACAUGGGCAGGUGCUCUUAGCUCUGCAGGCAGCAUUUGAAAUCCCCGGGGGAUGGCGAAUGAGCCACAGGCAGCCUCUGCUCCAUCCUGUUUCAACCAAACAUCUGUCGGCUGUUUUACUCUGGAACCCUUUUGUGUGUUUGAAGUGUGUGUGUGCUUCAGCACGUCCGUGGGGCCUGGAAUUAAACGAGAAGCUUCGUUUGGUGCAUCAAACAAGGUUGAAAUGCAUGCAUAUGAAGAUUUGAAAAAGAUCAUGAAAAAUGCAUAUGAUGAAAAAACUUGCAUAGAUUUUUACCCUUUUUUGCACCAAAAUAAAUUCAUAUUUCAAUUUCAUUUUCCCCAAACUUUUUGAAGGAUCUGGAGGUUUUUUUUUUUUCUUUUUUAAGAAAUACUUGGUUUUUAUUGCAUUAAAAUUCCUGUACUCCCAGGUCUGUUUUUGUUUUAAAAAUACACAAGAAGCUUUGUAAGUACAACAGGUUUGAUUUCUGCCCCUUUCUUUUGAUGUACAGCUUUUUGUUGUUUACAUAUACUCUGAAUAUUUCCAUUCAUUACAGCCAUUCCUUCGUGGGGGGGAAGCCCGCGUUCCGUGUGGAGUGGAACUGAGCGUGCACUGCUCUUCCUUGCCUGGAGCGCCCACGCCUCGCUCGCUCGCUCGCUCGCUCGCUCACUGCAAAGCCCGGCAGGCACCUGUGCACCUGUGCCGUCUGCCGGCAGGGUUGGAGGUGUGGUCUGUGAAGGUGGCUGGGCCGUGUCGGUGAAUAUUGUGUCUGUGGGGUGGGGCGGGGGCGGGGGUGGUAUCUGGGAAGAGCUUGUGGCUGAUUGCGCUGUCGCCGUGGGCUCAUCGGGAGCCGCGAUGUGCUCCUUAGCAGGUCUGUCUGUCUGUCUGUCUGUAAUCCUCCUUGCGACCCUGCCCCCAGGAUGUGGCUUCUGAUCAGAGGGAAGCGCUCAUGGACCGGCAACUCCAGCUGACCCGAGUCCUCAGCCCGUGAUGACGCGCACGUGGUCUCUGGUGUUUCCGAGGUCCCCACGUUCAUUGUUGGCCAGCGUGGCCCGUUGCUGUGCCCAAUAAAGCUUGUGUUCCCUCUGCC